AUGGCAGGUGCAGUCGAAGACAGCGUCGCCGAGAUCCGCUCGUCGACGCUGCCGUCGCCUCACUUCGACCUCCUCACCGACAUCGCCUUCUCCCCGCUCGCCUCGCACCUCGCGACAGCUUCGCUCGACCACCACGUGCGCGUACAGCAUCCCUCGGGAGGAGUUAAUCCGACCUGGGACCAUGCGACGCGGGCGUGGAAGGCGCACGAUGGACCCGCUCUCUGUCUCGCUUGGGCAGAUCCCGAGUUUGGCACGGUGCUGGCGAGCGGCGGGGUUGACGGCGUCGUCAAGGUGUGGCGGGAAGACGAGCCGCCGCCUCGAGCAGGAGCAGGGACGGCGGCGAACGGACACCACCCUUUCCUCCCGUCGCCUCGACCACACGGCACACCAGGCCACCCACGCGCCCCUUCCGCUCCUCCCGCCGGUGCACAAUCAGGAUGGUCCCUGACAGCCCAGCUGACCGACUGUCGAGGGACGAUCCGCUCAGUCUCGUUCGCUGCCGCCCACUUUGGCCUCAAAGUCGCUGCCGUCUCGUCCGACUCGCAUCUCCGCAUCUGGGAAUGCCUCGACCCGACGCUCGCAUUACGAGAUUGGACGCUGCGAGAAGACGUGGACCUCGCCGUCCUCGGACUCGGACCGAGUGUGGGCAGUUCGGCGGGCGCAGGACAAGGCGGAAAUGCGGUGGCUUCGGCAGGCCAGUCAGAUGGCGCCGUACCCUUCCCUUCGACCUCAUCUUCCGUCGGCUCCGGCGGGAAUCCCUCGUCGUCCGGCUUUCCCACCAUUUCCUCUGCCGCCUCCUCGUCUUCCGUUUCUGUCGACGGCCGAGGCGGGUUCAGCGCGGUCAGCGGGGCAGGGAAUGCGCGAGCAGGAGGAACGGUCGAGAGCGACGGCGGAUGGAGCGUGAGCUGGUUCACGGAGCAUUGGUGGGGCGAGCGGUUAGCGGUUACGAGCGGGACGAACGGCGUGAUCCGGCUCUUCCACUUCCCCUCCGGUCGACCUUGGUCCAACUUCCUUAACCUCCUUCCCUCUCGCCUCGCUCUCUCACAGCCCAUCACCUCAUCCUCUCCCUUCCCUCACGGCACUUCCACCCCAACCGACGAGUCGCUCCACGCGAACCCAAACUCGUCCGCCUUCUCCCACACGUCCUCAUCCUCCGCCUCCGCGUCCGACUACCUCCUCCCAUCCGGCUCGUCCGCCUCCGCAACACCAACAGCAGCGACGCACACACCGCCAGUCAGCUCCCUCGCCUUUGCCCCUCCAAGCGGUCGAAGCUUUCUUCUCCUCGCUUCUGGUUCACGAGACGGCCGCGCACGAGUCUGGCGCAUUGCGCCUCCGCCUCUUGAGCUCGCCAAUGCCGGAGGAGGGGACGCCGAUUCUCCCGACGGCGAAUGGAGCGCACGGUUGGAAGUCGAGCUAGAUUCGAGCGCGACCUUGGGCGGAGGAGCGGGAGGAGAAGCGGUGAAGAAGCAGGGGAGCGGGUUGGCGGGCGGGUCGAGUCCUGCGCUUGCUGUUGGGCUCGGAGGGGCGAUGAGCUCGUGCAGAGUCGCGUGGAAUGUGUUGGGGACGGUGUUGAGCACGAGCGGUGGGGAGGAUGGGAAGGUCAGGGUUUGGAAGCCGACGUACACGGGUCAAUGGCGGCUACUUGCGGUUCUCGGGACAGAGGACACGCCUGACGACGGACGGGAUGGGCAGUAG
This is a messenger RNA of Rhodotorula toruloides NP11, 1695 nucleotides long. RefSeq names its product nuclear pore protein SEH1. The record is from RefSeq and is a predicted model, not a curated record. Gene Ontology annotation, biological process: positive regulation of TORC1 signaling; cellular response to amino acid starvation. Lineage: Eukaryota; Fungi; Basidiomycota; Microbotryomycetes; Sporidiobolales; Sporidiobolaceae. Gene Ontology annotation, molecular function: protein binding; structural molecule activity. Bases 1 to 1695 code for a protein of 564 amino acids. The transcript is spliced from 4 exons. Gene Ontology annotation, cellular component: nuclear pore outer ring; Seh1-associated complex.